AAUCUAACAAAAUUAAAUUUAAAUAUGAAUUCAAUAUAAAUUGAUUAAAAUUCGUUAUCGGAAUUAAGCUCUAAUCUAUCUAAAUUAACUAUUCUGGAAUAUUUGACACUUAAUCUAGAAAGCAAUAACAUUAAAGACGAAGGAGCUAUUGGAUUAAGUCAAGCUAUUUUGUAGUUAUUGGAAUAAAACAAUUGCCAAUAAUACUUAAGACCUAUUAAGUUCAGAAAAUAUUGCCAAAUAUUAAAGUUUUUCACUCAGUUGUAGCUCGAUAAAUGA
This is a messenger RNA of Tetrahymena thermophila SB210, 276 nucleotides long. RefSeq lists its product as hypothetical. The transcript is spliced from 5 exons. The record is from RefSeq and is a predicted model, not a curated record. NCBI's taxonomy places the organism in Eukaryota, Ciliophora, Oligohymenophorea, Hymenostomatida, Tetrahymenidae. The annotation marks the transcript as partial.